GGGUGCCUCAUGCGGGAUCAACCGCUUUCACUUCUCAAUAUCACACAAGCAGAUCUGUCUCAGCAUGAAUUUGCAUUUCUUUCUGCCUGUCAAAUCGCAGUCGGUGACUCGACUGCUCCCGACGAAGUGGUACACCUGGCGGCUGGCGUACAAUUCGCUGGGGUGAAGAGCAUUAUUGGGACAUUAUGGAAAGUCGACGAUAGUACUGUGCAGCGCUUAUUCGAGGCACUCUACAAAUCUUUUGUGGGGAUGGGACAAUGA
Messenger RNA from Suillus subalutaceus, 261 nucleotides. RefSeq names its product CHAT domain-containing protein. NCBI's taxonomy places the organism in Eukaryota, Fungi, Basidiomycota, Agaricomycetes, Boletales, Suillaceae. The transcript has a single exon. The record is from RefSeq and is a predicted model, not a curated record. The annotation marks the transcript as partial.